Messenger RNA from Tarenaya hassleriana, 1257 nucleotides. RefSeq names its product dihydrodipicolinate reductase-like protein CRR1, chloroplastic. The record is from RefSeq and is a predicted model, not a curated record. Gene Ontology annotation, molecular function: 4-hydroxy-tetrahydrodipicolinate reductase activity. Gene Ontology annotation, cellular component: chloroplast stroma. NCBI's taxonomy places the organism in Eukaryota, Viridiplantae, Streptophyta, Magnoliopsida, Brassicales, Cleomaceae.
CACCGUUUUCAGAGGGGGAAAAUGCCAAAAAUUUUAUCAACAUGAAAGCCAAUGAAAAAUUGCAAACCGUGUGUUUUAGCGCUGGCAGCUCUAAACUGCCGCUAUCUCAAACCUGCUCGCCCUUUAGUCUCUUGCUCGGCUCAACCUUCACAGAAGAACGUAAAGCUGAGGAGAUAGGAAGAGCGGCCGUAAUUGCUAUCACCAAGGCCAGAGGAAUGGAGUUAGCAGGUGCUGUGGAUACCCUUUUCGUCGGUGAAGAUAUCGGCAAGGUCUCUUAACGUUAUCACCUCAUUCUACGUGUCGAACUCGGGUUUUACUUAGGCUCAAUCUCUCAGGCUAAAGAAACGGGAGUUGUCGUUGAUUUUACCGACCCGUCAACGGUCUAUGAAAAUGUGAAACAGGCAACAAUAUUUGGAAUGAAGAGUGUAGUAUGCAUACCUCGGAUUAAGCCAGAGACAGUGUCAGCAUUAUCUGCAUUAUGUGAGAAGGCAACCAUGGGUUGCCUGGUGGCACCAACUCUAUCCAUAGGAUCUAUACUUCUGCAGCAGGCUGUUAUAAUGGCUUCCUUCCACUACAACAAUGUAGAACUUGUGGAGUCAAGGGAAAAUGCAUCCGAUCUUCCUUCUCCAGAUGCUAUUCAAAUUGCCAACAACAUUUCAAACUUCGGUCAGAUCUCCAAUAGGGAAGAUAUCGUGGCCGAUGUACAGGCAAGGGGUCAAGUAGUAGGAGAAGAUGGGGUCCGUGUUCAUAGCAUGGUUCUUCCAGGACUACUACCAUCGAGAACCACAGUUUACUUCUCGAGUCCAGGAGAUGUUUACACUGUCAAACAUGACAUAACGGAUGUAAGGUCCCUAAUGCCAGGCCUACUCCUUGCUAUCAGAAAGGUUGUGCGUCUUAAGAAUUUGGUAUAUGGCCUGGAGAAGUUUCUUUAGGAACUUGUUGUCAAUCUUCAAGAUACAGAUAAAAAAUUACACCACAUAUGAUCCUGCUAGCCAUGAAGGAAAAAGGAGAUAAGAAACGAAAUGUUUGGUGAUCUUUGGAGACUUCAACAAGAUAUGAUGAUACAAAGCAUUUACUCUAUAAGAUUUGACCUCAAAGACUAGCCACAUUGCUGACGAAUUCGCAGCCCGGAUAAUAAUAUGCAGGUGUGAUAAUAUUUUAUAAUAAAUAAAAGAUUUUAUGGCAAAUUUCACUUGAGCUUUACAUUUGUAUAUUGCUGCAUAUUCCAAAACCAUAGAUAGCAAAAUCCAAAAGUCA